This is a messenger RNA of Aphanomyces invadans, 1474 nucleotides long. RefSeq lists its product as hypothetical. Gene Ontology annotation, molecular function: ATP binding; ATP hydrolysis activity; ATP-dependent protein folding chaperone. Bases 59 to 1333 code for a protein of 424 amino acids. The transcript has 8 exons. The record is from RefSeq and is a predicted model, not a curated record. NCBI's taxonomy places the organism in Eukaryota, Oomycota, Saprolegniomycetes, Saprolegniales, Verrucalvaceae. Gene Ontology annotation, cellular component: cytoplasm. Gene Ontology annotation, biological process: protein refolding; cellular response to unfolded protein.
UUUCAAAUCUCGCAGAACGCGUGACACGUAAGUUGACGCGUAAGUUGGAGACGGUGGCAUGGUCAACGCAGGGACGGUCCUCUUCUUUGUGUCGGCCGUCUUCGGUGCCAUCGCAGUGUUCCUGGCGCGAUCGGGACACCUCGGCAAGGAACAUUUGGUCGGGAUAGACCUCGGCACAACGUACUCAGUCGUUGCCGUGAACCGGCAUGGGAAUGUGACUGUGAUGCCUGACGUCCAUGGGCACUUCCUCUUGCCUUCUGUCGUCGCAUUCAAGCCUAAUGGAGGUGUUCUCGUUGGACGGGACGCACGCCACUACCGCCGCGUGGACCCGAAGCACACGAUUUCGAAUGCAAAGCGUUUUAUCGGGCGACAAUUCGACGAGUCGAUUGCAGCAGAGGCGGCCCUGUACGACUUUCCAUUGCUCGCCAACACGACAGGUGACAGCCACGUGUGCUUUGGGCUGAACCUUCCUGGCCAUCCAUCCUGCAUCUCUCCCGUGGACAUUGGUUACUACGUCGUCAAGGCCCUGAAGGAGACUGCGAUGGCGUUCCUCGGCCACGAUCAGAUUUACGGCGCGGUAAUUGCCAUUCCAGCUGGCUUUGACGCUUCCCAGCGCAAAGCGACGGUGGCGGCGUUCGAGCGAGCUGGCCUCAAAGUGCGCAAUGUCCUGGUCGAGCCCACGGCCGCUGCGCUCGCGUACGGGCUGCACACGAAACCCAAUGUCCACUACGUCCUGGUGUUUGACUUUGGCGGCGGCACCCUCGAUGUGUCCCUGCUGUACUUGCAAAACGGAUCGUUCCAAGUCAUGGACACGGCGGGCGACAACCACUUGGGAGGUGAAGACUUGGAUGACCUGUUGAGUGCACACCUAAAGCACGAGUUCGAGCAAGUCGUCGGCGGCCACAGCCUUCCCGAUGUGCAGACUUCGGGGGACAUGCCUGAUGUGUUUCCAUGCACGGCUGCAGGCGUCCGCGGUGUAGCCGAGCAGUUGAAGCGUCGAUUGAGCUUUGCCAACGAUGGCGAAGCGUCGUGCGUUGUUCAGCAAGCGGUGGGGGAGUACGUCGUAGGCGACACCCUUCGGUUACGCAUGACGCGAGCAGAAUGGGAAGAAUUGUGUCUACCGACGCUCCAGCGCACGAUGGAGCCCGUGAAGGAGGUGCUGGUGGGGAACAUGAUGACGGCAGGGGAUGUCGACGAAGUUGUGCUGGUUGGAGGGUCCUCUCGCAUUCCGUGGAUUCAAGGCCAACUUACGGAGAUGUUUGGUCGAGCGCCUAAUGGGCACAUCGACCCAGACGUGGCCGUUGCCGUCGGCGCCGCGAGGCUGGCGCAUUGAGCCCCCUUGCUUGUGAUGUCCAGUCUUCAUCGAAUCCUUCAACGAAGAACCCAUCGGUUUAAGACGCUUUUCGCUGGCUCAAUUUCACCAAGCGUGUGUAGUGUACGAGAUUAACCGGAUAAUGGCCUGAAAAGUCAUCGA